Molecule: messenger RNA, 872 nt
Organism: Hypanus sabinus (Atlantic stingray)
Lineage: Eukaryota; Metazoa; Chordata; Chondrichthyes; Myliobatiformes; Dasyatidae
Exons: 2
Coding region: 175-807 (210 amino acids)
Source: RefSeq, a predicted model, not a curated record
GGGACUGGUAUUGAAAGCCUGGAAGAGGUAGAUCUCUCGUUUGCGUGUGUUCAGGGUGUUCAGGGUGUGGAUGCACAGGGUACUGAACCUAGUAUUGAAUCUCAGGAAAAGUCUGAGGUAUCUGACUUAGUUGAAAAGGAAUGCAGUUCUUUUAGGUCAGAUGGACUUGGUUCAAUGAAGAAAGGGUUAACCUUGGUACCAGUGGAAAGUGAGAAUUCUCAGUUGUUUGUGUUAGAAGGUGUGUUAAAAAUUAAUGAUGAGAUGAAAGCUGGUGAUGUGAAUAUUAUUGAAGGAGAAGGAAAAGGUAUUGUUCCUAAAUUGAAUAAAGAACAUUUAAAGUCGAGUGUGGUGUCAGAACUGUUGACCAAAGGGAAGGGACCAUUAACUGAACAGUGGUUUGUUAACAAGGUGCCUGUGAAUCAAUUACAGUUUGUUUGGAAAUUUAAAGAUAAACGACUUGCUGAUGUUAUUCAAGUACGUGAUUUGGAGAGGCAGAACUUGAAAUGUUGUUUUGACCAAGAGGGAUCAUCUGCUGCUGUUAAACUGAAAACAAAUAGAAUGAAAGAUCCUGAAGAUAAAGUUAAUGACUUGCUUAAAAUUAACGAAUUGUGUGGAAGUUCAGCAAAUGGGCUUAGUUUGGAAAACAUUGGUGAUAAGAUAGCUCCUGUGAAAGGAGUCUGUGAUGGCCUAUUCCACACUGGUGAGCAAGCUAACCACGUGAGAGUUAAGUGGAAAAGGGGACAAAGGUUGACCAAAUGCCACUUUGAACAACAGGAUCUGGUUUUGAGUUCUAGAAACUCCACCUAGACCAAGAUAGGUACCCAGGACAGACCCAGGAUGAGGUAACUUUUGCUUUACAAAAAGACCACUUG